AUGGCCCAGGGGGAGGAGACCAAGGUGGAGGGAACGAGAGAGGAAGAGAGAGCGGAUGCAGGGGCGGGAGCGGAGGAGGAGGAGGUAGAGGUGAAGUUCCGGCUCUUCGACGGCUCUGACAUCGGCCCCAUCCGCUGCAACGCCGCUGCUACCACCGUCGCCGCACUCAAGGACCGCGUCGUUGCCGAUUGGCCCAAAGAUAAAACAAUUGUCCCAAAGAGUGCUAAUGAUGUGAAACUGAUAAGUGGAGGCAAAAUUCUAGAAAAUGACAAGAAUAUUGCACAGUGCAGAGCACCUUUUGGUGAUCUUCCCAGCACUGUUAUAACAAUGCAUGUCGUUGUCCAGCCAUCAUCCGCAAAGUCAAAACCAGAUCACAGAUUUGGUUUCUGUCUAAUCCCCUCUAAUAACCACUUGACCAGUACAGCAGAAAUUAGCGGAAAUUACAUUGAAAUAUACACACACAUUGCUGGUGCUGUUGUGGAGGGGAAGGGCCUGCUGUUCGUCGCCGUGCCAAGUUGGGUUAAAAAGGGUCAAGGUUGUUGGAGAAAAGAAGGGCAACAGAAGCUGCGCGACGUGGCGGUGUUGUUGGUUGAUGUUGCAAAUGGCUUCUUCAACAAGAGCAGAGGAUGGGCGCCAAUGACAAGACUUCUGGGAGUGGGUUGA
This is a messenger RNA of Triticum turgidum subsp. durum (durum wheat), 663 nucleotides long. The record is from the annotation of a GenBank genome assembly. Lineage: Eukaryota; Viridiplantae; Streptophyta; Magnoliopsida; Poales; Poaceae.